AUGAUGCAUGGCGAAGGGGAACGGGAAGAUGGAAACCAAAGCUCCUUGGGGGAAUUCAUCCUGCUAGGGGUGUCUGACCGGCCGCAGUUGGAGCUGCUGCUCUUUGUGCUCAUCUUAACCUGCUACACCAUGAUCUUGCUUGGAAACACCACCAUCAUCGUGGUCUCAUGGCUAGACCCCCAUCUCCACACGCCCAUGUAUUUCUUCCUCAGCAACCUCUCUUUCCUGGACCUCUGCUACACCACCAGCAUUGGCCCCCAGAUGCUGGUGAACUUCUGCAGCACGCGAAAAUCCAUCUCCUGGGCUGGCUGUGUGGCCCAGCUCUACAUCUCCCUCUCUCUGGGCGGCACCGAGUGCCUCCUGCUGGCCGUCAUGGCCUACGACCGCUAUACUGCCAUCUGCCAGCCUCUGCACUACACAAUCAUCAUGAGCCGCCGCCUCUGCCUGCAGCUGGCAGCCACCUCCUGGUUGUGUGGCUUCGGCAACUCCAUCCUGCAGACCAUCCUGACGCUGCAGCUGCCCCGGUGCGGGCGGAACCAAAUCGAGCACUUCUUCUGCGAGGUACCGGCCCUGCUCAAGCUGGCCUGUGUUGAUACCUCUGCCUAUGAGGCCGAGCUCCUCGCCAGCGGGGUGAUUUUGCUGCUGGUUCCACUGGGCCUCAUCCUGGUCUCCUAUGGCUACAUCAGCACCGCUGUGCUGAGGAUUCACUCGGCCCAGGGCAGGCUCAAGGCCUUCAACACUUGUUCCUCCCAUCUAGCCGUGGUGUCACUCUUCUAUGGCACGGCCAUUUUCACGUAUCUACAGCCUCCAUCCAGCUACUCCCAGGACCGAGGCAAGAUGGUCUCCCUCUUGUACACCAUGGUGACCCCCAUGCUCAACCCCCUCAUCUACACGCUGAGGAACAAGGAGGUGCACAGGGCCCUGUGCAGGGCACUGGGGAGAAAUGUGACCGCCCAGGUGACCUGA
Chelonia mydas (Green sea turtle) is the source of this 966-nucleotide messenger RNA. Its product is annotated as putative olfactory receptor 2B8. Gene Ontology annotation, cellular component: membrane. Gene Ontology annotation, molecular function: olfactory receptor activity; G protein-coupled receptor activity. Lineage: Eukaryota; Metazoa; Chordata; Testudines; Cheloniidae. The record is from RefSeq and is a predicted model, not a curated record. The coding region runs from base 1 to 966 and encodes 321 amino acids. Gene Ontology annotation, biological process: G protein-coupled receptor signaling pathway. The transcript has a single exon.